Messenger RNA from Scatophagus argus, 2036 nucleotides. It is a transcript of the gene ccng1, whose product is annotated as cyclin G1. NCBI's taxonomy places the organism in Eukaryota, Metazoa, Chordata, Actinopteri, Scatophagidae. Gene Ontology annotation, molecular function: cyclin-dependent protein serine/threonine kinase regulator activity. Gene Ontology annotation, cellular component: cytoplasm; cyclin-dependent protein kinase holoenzyme complex; nucleus. Gene Ontology annotation, biological process: regulation of cyclin-dependent protein serine/threonine kinase activity; mitotic cell cycle phase transition. The record is from RefSeq and is a predicted model, not a curated record. The transcript has 6 exons. The coding region runs from base 221 to 1120 and encodes 299 amino acids.
AACCCAAACUGUCCUUUUCCCCAUCGCCUUACACCAAGGGUAGGGGGGUGUGCAUAGGCAGAAAUUAACCUAUGCUUAAAACUUUCUUUAGUGAAAGUUCAUACUUACACUCUUUGAGUUUUAAACGUUUUUUUUUUCACUCGCUUAUUUCAAGAGCGGGGAGACUUCUUUCCAUUUCUGUUUUUUUCACAUUAUCAAAGGCAACGGAACAUAAGCCAAGAUGAUUGACACAGUGACGGGACUUGGAGCACAGCCAUUUGCAGAUCAGCUGAAGGCCCUGACGGAUCUGGAGGGCCGAUACCAACCCAAGUUAAGUGGCUUGAGGCUUAUUGAAGGCUCUCAGGACAAUGGCCUCAGGAUGACCGCCAGAUUGAGGGAGCUGGAGGUGAAGGACCUGCUCUCUCUUACCAGGUUCUUUGGUUUCAACUCGGACACCUUCUCUCUGGCCAUCAGCCUGCUAGAUCGAUUCCUCUCUGUAAUGAAGAUUCAGCCAAAGCACCUGUCCUGUGUGGGCCUGUGUUGCUUCUACAUUGCCGUGAAGUCCUCAGAAGAGGAGAAGAACGUGCCUCUGGCCAACGACCUGAUCCGCAUCAGUCAGAAUCGCUUUACAGUGUCUGACAUGAUAAGGAUGGAGAAGAUCAUCAUGGAGAAGCUCUAUUGGAAGGUGAAGGCCCCCACAGCCCUUCGCUUUCUCCGGCUCUUUCACAGUCACAUUCAGGAGCAGCUCGACACUGAGAGCAAGAAGAUAUUGAGUCUUGAGAGACUCGAAGCUCAGCUGAAAGCCUGUCACUGUUCAUUUGUCUUCUCCAAAAUCAAGCCAUCUCUGCUUGCCAUGGCUCUCCUGUGUUACGAGGCACAGGAACAACAUGACCCUGAGCACAGUGACAACAUAGUAGAGGCCCUGAAAAGUCUGCAGCUGCAGCUGAAUAUCAGAGAUGGGGACCUGGUUUGUGUGCGGGAGGUGGUUGGAAAAUGCCUGGUUGAGUAUGCCUCCACCAAGUGCUCCAGGCCUAACAGCCAGAGGCUGCGCUGGACUAUUUCGGGAAGAACUGCACGUCAGCUGAAGCACAGCUACUACAAGAUAGCUCAUCUUCCCACCAUACCCGAGUCAGCCUGUUAAACCUAGAGGUACAAACGGGUGACCUUAUAUGCAGAGAAAACUGACAACUGCCCCUGGAUCUUUGCUCUGAUUGGAUGUAAAUUGUGGGUAACUUUCUUGCAGUAUGGUCACCCGUGUACAACUCUUGAUUAUUUUCCUUACAGAUCUUCAUCUGUGAUGAUGGGUUUCUUUAAGGAAAAACUCAAAAUCUCAUGCUUUUCCUCAAAUUUUUUUGUCAUGCGUUGAUCAAGCACACUGCAUUUCAUCUGCCCCAAUGACAAGGAGUAAUGCUUUGUGAGAGGUUUAUCUGCUACCAUCCUGCUAAGUUUUACUUUCCUGGUUGAGUUGCUUGCACAAGUGUACAGUAUGUACUUGUUCAAAUCCGUACCGAGGUGUUUGGUAUUUCCUGGAACGGGUUGCUGGUUUUAAGCAAAUAAGUAUAGAACCACCUAGGUCCUCAGUCCACCAUGUGGAAGAGGAGGGAGAAGGAUUUUGUGAACAGCAAAAAUGGAACCAAGAAAUCGGACCCAAAGUCCUUAACUCCCACCCUAGGUUGCUAAACUGUCUUGAAUGCACACUCCUACCCAAGGUGAUGAUUUCUUUUUCUUUUUGUAUUUUGAAAUGGCGAGGGAGCUCUGGAGUUCUUGGUGAGCCCAGGCUAGUGACCAUCCUGUCAGGUAUGGCUAAUCAUACUGUUCGGGCUGAUGUCAUCAACGGCUACAGAUGAGUUGUUUUCACAGAUUCUUGAUGUGUUAAAAAAAACAAUUUGUCAUUGCAGUGGAAAUGUGGAUUGAAAUAUGUAUUGCAUUUUCUUUGCCAGUUUCCCUGUCUAGUUUAAAUAUCUGUUAGCGACGAAAAAUUCAAAAUGUCUGAUUGAACGCGCCAUCUGGUUAACCUACACACUUGUACCUUUCAAUAAAAUUUUAUUGAAAAGCUA